GGAUCUGCAGCAGAGCAAGAUCAGAUAGCAGAUAUACUCAGAAAGUGUCAGACAGGGAAAGACUGACGCCUGAUGCACAUGAUGCUAAAUUAAGUUGUGGGGAAUGUUUUUUUUACUGGACUGGACGCUACAGGCCUUGUGAACCUCCCUCAAAACUGCAUUUAAUUUUGGGAUAAUAGAGCAAUUAACUUGAUAUAUGAUUUAUUUUCACAUUUUUAAAGUCAUUCUCCAGUUUUGCAUCUGUUUCUGAUCACCUGGAUAUCAACCGAGCUGAAAUUUUGGAGUUUUUCAAGAAAUUGUAAUGUUCCCAUCAUUGACUGAAGAAAGAGAUGCGUUAAAACAAGGAGGGAGAGACAUGAAGGUACUCUCUCUUUUACUUUUCUGCCUCAGAUGUAUAGAGUGGUUCUACCCGUAAACGUAAAAGAAGACCUGAAGAAACCUGCAGAGAAACAUGCAGCAGUGUGGCUAGAAGUCCAGGAGAUCUGGAAUAAAAGGAAAGUUGGAGAUCAGUACAAAUAGAAACACCUGCACACAAGGAACGUACAUUUGUGCCCUAUCUUUCACUUCCACUGUGUUGGACGCAGCUGUGCACUUCCUGUGAGCCUGGUCCAUUUUGUAUGAGCGGGGCUGAUAGUGUGCAGCCACGUAGCUGUGCCCCACUGAGGCAUGAGCGUGGGAAGGGCCCACCACCAUAGCUUCGUGUCCUGUGAAGAAGAAGGCUUCAGACUUAGUACCAUGCCUGCUGUAGGCAGUUUCGGAAAUGGCAAAAUCCACACGAGACGCAAAUACCACAGCCGGUUUGUCAACAAGAGUGGGCAGUGUAACAUCCACUUCUCAAACAUGGAUGAGAAGUCGCAGCGGUACAUAUCUGACAUUUUUACAACCUGUGUGGACAUCCGCUGGCGGUACAUGUUCCUUCUUUUCAGCCUGGUGUUUGUGGUGUCCUGGCUAACAUUUGGCUUGGCUUUCUGGGUCAUCGGCCUCUUGCACGGUGACAUGGAGCAGCCUGCAGGGGACGACAGUUUUAUUCCUUGUGUCACACAGGUCAACAGCUUUGUGGCUGCUUUCCUAUUCUCUAUUGAGACCCAGACAACCAUAGGAUAUGGAGCACGUUGUGUAACAGAGGAGUGCCCAGCUGCUGUUUUUAUGGUGGUCUUUCAGUCCAUCAUGGGGUGCAUCAUCGACGCCUUCAUGAUUGGUGCUAUUAUGGCCAAGAUGGCAAGGCCCAAAAAGCGUGCAGAAACUCUGCUGUUCAGCCACAAUGCAGUGAUCGCCAUGCGAGAUGGAAAGCUGUGCCUCAUGUUUAGAGUUGCUAAUCUUAGAAAGAGCCACAUUGUUGAGGCUCAUGUUAGGGCCCAGCUCGUGAAGCCUCGCUUCACAGAAGAAGGCGAGUACAUCCCCCUGGAUCAGAUCGACAUGAAUGUGGGUUAUGACAAAGGCACAGACCGUCUGUUUCUGGUCGCACCUCUCACUGUCAUACAUGAGAUCGAUGAGGAAAGUCCACUGUUUGGCAUCAGCAAGCAUGACCUGGAAACGUCAGACUUUGAGAUUGUAAUCAUACUGGAAGGUUUGGUGGAGGCCACGGCCAUGACAACACAAGCCCGGAGCUCGUACCUGGCCACAGAGAUCCUGUGGGGUCACCGCUUUGAGCCCGUCAUCUUUGAGGAAAAGAAUCAGUACAGGAUAGAUUAUGCCUACUUUCACAAAACAUUCGAAGUACCGUCCACCCCAAGAUGCAGUGCCAAAGACAUGGAGGAGAGGAAAUUCCCAACAUCUGGAGCCAACUCCUUCUGCUAUGAGAACGAGCUGGCCUUCAUCAGCAGGGAUGAGGAGGAGGAGGGAGUUGUGGAAAAAAAGGAAGGCAGGAAGUGUUCAACAGAGCUGGUAAAUGAACAACCUGUCCCUGGAUGUGAACAGUCAUCAUCCCGAAGAGAAUCUGAGAUCUGAGUUUUGUUUUUGUUUUGUUUGGCUUUAGGACGCAAAGAAAUGAAUGUGUCAUGUGACACGAGGAGCCCAAUGACUGUCACUACUCUGACAUGAGGAUGCCUCUGACGACGCUGGAGCUGAUCUCCACUCUGCAAGCAAGGUUGAAACUCAUCACAUUUCCAUUUGGACAACCUUUUUGCUCUCCCCAUGAUGGUUGUUGAGCUCUGUUAAAUGCCAAAAACCUGUCAUGUUUCAAUUUGCAGAAGAUAUUAGUAAUAAUGUGCAUGACAAUAGUAUAGUUUUGUAUGAGAAAUGUUUGGUAAUUCAGAUGGGAUUGUUUGUAUGCACCACUCACAGUCCUUAAAUACACUGUUAGAGCUGAGACGAUGUGGAGUAAAAUAGACACUACACCUGGUGAAAAUGUCUCCAGACUCAUAAGAAGAGAACUGUAGAUCAGCAGUGGAUUUUCAUGUUUAAUAAUAUAACUUCAUGUGGACAAUUAGAACAUUCUCCAUUAUUCACAGUCAUGUGGAUGAAUUACUAGAUAGUACGAGUAUGUGCACUUUCUUGCACCCAGUUAUGAGAGACACGUCAUAAAAAGAAAAAAGCAUUCUGAUGGUAAAUGGAUCAUACAUCAUUUAUGCUUUCUUAAAGGGAAAACUAUUCAUCUCUGGGAAGCAUUUGACUUGUGCAGAUAAUGUGUAAAUCAUUCCAUCUACAGUUUGGCAGAAACAGGGAAGCGUUAAGCUAAUAGCUGAACAGAUUCUACUACAGAGCAAGAAGGUCUAAAAUAAAAUGUCUACUUCACAGAUAAGACACUUUAUCUUUAAAAAUUAUUGUGGUACUGUCACUGCCCAUUCAUUAUGAAAUCUGAGAGAAGUGACAGUGAGAAAAUCCAGCAUGACUCAAACAAAACCGUCUACAGGACAAGUAAUAUAUAGAACAAAUGAUAAAGAUAUUAGGUCAGAUUACAUACCUGUUUCACUUGUUACAGGUGAGAUGAAUUAGUUUUCCCUCUGCAUUUGUCAAACUCAAAGCUCCAUGUGGGUUAACUUAUACACCUGACUGCCUUUUCAGCAAAACACAACACAUUUGUAUUUAUAUCUUGCUGACUUGUGCUGAAUAUAUAAGGCUGCUCUAGAAAACAAAUGGUGGUUCCGCUGCCAUUUGUACAAACAGUAGAGCCAGGGACCUCCUGCAUGUUUAGUGAAAGGGAAAAACUACGACGUACCAUCUGUAAAUGUGUCAGACCUGUACAUAAAAUGGUUUAUUUAUUUAUUUAUUCCGGUCUUAUGACUUUUCUGGCUGAAUAGAAGCUAAGUAUAAAUACAUAAUUUUAACAGAUGGUGUUAUUAUAAGCUGCUUGAGCUUGAUGGACUGAAAUAACAUCUACUAAACUGAACAACUUUGACCUCUUCUUGCUGUCUUCCUGUAAUUGCAUUUGAAGCAAUCUUGACUCUGAGUUGGUUUCACCUCACAGGUUGUUGUGUGAGAAAACAAUUUAUAAACUGCCAGUUAUACAAAAAAAA
Sphaeramia orbicularis (orbiculate cardinalfish) is the source of this 3455-nucleotide messenger RNA. It is a transcript of the gene kcnj12b, whose product is annotated as potassium inwardly rectifying channel subfamily J member 12b. Gene Ontology annotation, cellular component: plasma membrane. The coding region runs from base 667 to 1947 and encodes 426 amino acids. Gene Ontology annotation, biological process: regulation of monoatomic ion transmembrane transport; potassium ion import across plasma membrane. NCBI's taxonomy places the organism in Eukaryota, Metazoa, Chordata, Actinopteri, Kurtiformes, Apogonidae. The record is from RefSeq and is a predicted model, not a curated record. The transcript is spliced from 2 exons. Gene Ontology annotation, molecular function: inward rectifier potassium channel activity.